Messenger RNA from Caenorhabditis elegans, 1109 nucleotides. RefSeq names its product MADF domain-containing protein (gene madf-8). Bases 86 to 988 code for a protein of 300 amino acids. Gene Ontology annotation, biological process: regulation of DNA-templated transcription; DNA-templated transcription. The record is from RefSeq and is marked reviewed. Gene Ontology annotation, cellular component: nucleus. Lineage: Eukaryota; Metazoa; Nematoda; Chromadorea; Rhabditida; Rhabditidae. The transcript has 8 exons. Gene Ontology annotation, molecular function: DNA binding.
GUUUAAAAUUUGAAAUUUAGAAGUUUUUUUGGAAAUUAAAAAUUCCGCUCAAUUUUCCAAACGGAUUCGCACGCUGGAAUAAAAAAUGACAGAAGUUGAAAAAUCUCGAAGCGGCCGAAUAGUGAAGCGAAAAGUGUUUGCCGAUUUUCAACAACUCGAUGACGACUUGAAAUCAAUUACAACGGAGGAAUUAAGAGAGAGCGCCAGCGAAUCGAAGAAACUUCGUCUUGGACCAACUAGAAGAUCUUGUCGCAAUAUUCCGACAAAUUACGAAGAAUUAAAAGCGAAAACUGAUGCCGGAAUUAUUCCCGAAACAGUUUAUUAUCGAGCAUCCAACAAUUCGAUGUACAUUCCUUCAAUUACAGCCGAUAUGCUCAAGAAUGAUGGAAAUGAUUUGACUGUGCAAACACGCUCAGACAAGUAUUUUAAGUACAAUCGGGUCCGCCAAUCUACAAAAAUCGAUUACGCGGAGCCUGAAAAAGUGUACGAUAUUAUAUAUGCAGUUCGGAAAAGGCCUAUCCUAUGGGAUCAACGCCUGAUUUGUCAUCGGAAUUCGAAUUUGUCUCGCCGUGCUUGGGAUCAACUCGACUUGGAACUUGGAAUAGAUGAAGAGUAUCCAUUGGCUCGGCGUAAACAAAUCUGGAAGAGUAAAAGAGAUUAUUUCGUAUCAGCGGUGAACGCCGCCAAUCUGAGAAAAUGGAUUUAUGCAGAUGCAUUAGAGUUCUACCGUCCAAUGAUAAAUUUCCGAACGACAUUCUGUCUCCGUCCAACCGUCGCUCAGCCAUCUCAAAGUGUUCAUGAUAAAUUAGUAUUGGCUGAUAAGAAUAUCCAAUGCACACCUGGUGAUAAGAAAAAUGUUCUGACAUUUCUUCUAAAAUCUCUCUACGACACCGGAAUGUCGAGUCCCGAAAUGAUGGCUGAGCAUGGACUGGAAAUUCUGAAAAUUUUCAAGAAAAACGCAGAGUCUAGCAAUUUGAAACUCAAUUAGCCACCCGCCACGUUUUAUUAAUUUUUAUCACAUAUUUCUCAUUUUACUGCAUUUUGUUAUACUUCUCGACUUUUCGAAUUUUUAAUAAAACAUAAAGUACGAAUUUAUUAACUGAUUUUUU